Messenger RNA from Closterium sp. Yama58-4, 3453 nucleotides. The record is from the annotation of a GenBank genome assembly. NCBI's taxonomy places the organism in Eukaryota, Viridiplantae, Streptophyta, Zygnematophyceae, Desmidiales, Closteriaceae.
AUGCCUCCGAAACGGACGACGAAGGCUACCGCGGACGUCACGCUCCCGGACGACCUCCUAACAUACCCGUUCAUCACGCUCCCUCCUGCUGGGGAUGGGGCUGAGAAGCAAGGAUCAAACGACACGGUCAAUGUUCAUGCUGCCACGGACAAUGUUGCUGGGUUCGUCAAGGAAUCGGCCACUGCUGCUGCUGUUGCUGGUGGCUCUGGUCUGUCAGUGGAAGAGAAGAGUCAGGACCAUCAGGCUCCCACCGUUGUGGCUGACGAUUUCCUGGAAGAUGAUGAGGAUGAAGAGCUGGAGAUUGACAUCGCCAAGGAAGACGCUUUCCGUUUGCGCUAUACUGCAAUCUUACUCAUUCCGAUGGUGCUUUCACAGGAGAUUAAGGCCACCAUUGCUGCAGUCCGUCUUCUGAUGACGAAAGUCUGGAGCCCGUCUUUAACUGAAAACGCUGGGGUUACGGCCAACAUACAAGAGAUGUCACCUGGUUACGUUGCGAAGACGCGCUUUUGCCGGCUUCAUAUCUCCUUCUUGGAUGAGAGGUAUGCGCAUCACAUCAAGUUUCACGUUUUCGAGAUCUCCGACUCACCUGGGAUCCUGCAGGCCGCGACGCAGUAUUUCACAGACCUGUUUGGUACUGACGGCCGGACGUCGGCGGAGAAGUGGAAACCACAUGCUAGGAGGAAGUUGGAUGCAGAGGUCGCGGCUGGGCUCGCGGCUGACUGGACGGAGGCAGAGGUGAAGCAGGCUUUCAAAGCGCUUGCGGACGGCAAAUCCCCUGGGAAGGAUGGACUCCCUAAAGAGCUCUUUGAAAGGCACUGGGACGUCCUUGGCAAAGAGUUUCUCCGCAUGGCGCAAUCCUUUGCUGCUUCAGCUUCUAAUCCUGCAAGCAUCAAGGAAGCGGUUACUAUUCUGCUCCAUAAAAAAGGCGAGAAGGAUAACUUGGAUAACUACCGUCCAAUCACAUUACUGAAUUUCACGUACAAAGUGUUGGCGCGGGUGGUGGCGAAUCGGAUGAAGCCGCACCUGCACAAUGUGAUUUCGGCGGAGCAGUACGGUUUCAUCCCCGGCAGGAGAAUCUCAUAUGCCAUCGGUGUGGUUGCUGAUGUUAUUGAGGCGGUGAAAAAAGGAAACAAAGACUGGUAUAUGUUGCUGGUGGACUUUCGCAAGGCUUUUGACUCAGUGUCAAGAAGCUUCCUCUUCAGCGUCCUCAGGGAAAUGGGCUUCCCGGAGAGAUUCGUCGGUUGGGUGGAAGGUCUGCACAAUGACACCGGAACGAGCUUGCUGAUUAACGGCUGGUUGGGGGAAGCAGUGGAUGUGAAAUCCGGGGAAGCAGAGCGACGAAAGCUUGGCCUCUGCAAUAAGGCAAACCAGAGGUUAGCGUACGUUGGCUACACAGACGACACGACACUCUUUUUGGAAGGGAAAAGACAAAUCGCCAGGGCUGAGAAGCUGUUAGCCUGGUUUGCCGGGCUGUCGGGGCUGCAGACGAACAAGAGCAAGUCGGUGAUCCUCCCGAUCGGCCACAACAUUGGGAGAAGGCCGGACACGCUGGGAGGUUUUAAAUGGGCUAAGGCGGACGAGGCGGGAAGAGUCCUGGGCGUUUGGGUCACCCCCUCCGGAAGCAGUGAGCCAACCUGGAAGCGGGCUUUCGAAAAAAUAAUUGUGGAACUGAUAAAGUGGAAGGCGCUGUUCCUCACAAUCGCGGCGAGGGUUGUGAUCAUCAACUGCUACAUCACAUCGAGGAUAUCAUAUCAGGCACAGGUGUAUCCCCCAACAGAGGAAAUUUGGAAGAAGCUCAUGAAGCUGAUUCACAACUUUCUAACGGGCAACAAUGCAUCUGCAGAGAAAGGCUUUGUGCUGUGGAAUUGGGGGUUGCUUACCACACCGAAAGCUGACGGAGGCCUCGGAGCUUUAGACCCGGCGAUUCUACUCGCCUGCCUUGCUGCGAGAAGAAUCGGCUGUUUGCUGCUGGAGGAGAAUGGAAAAAAAAUAGAGGAGAUUUUGCUCAAGGCGGCGGGGUUACCGCUCGGGGAAGACACGUUUCUGGCCCACGAAAGGCUGUUGAAGCACUGGCCGGGGGAUAAUGAGCGUUGGUUGCGGACGUGCGAGACCUUCAUGAAAUCUCCAAUUGCAGACACCGGGAUGUCCCGCAGCAGGGAGGAGGUGGCGCAGGAGAGAGUGGUUUUCAACCGGAAGCUGCUGUUGAACGGCACGAACCCGGUGGGGAGGCAGAAGGAAGCUAAGGGUCUCUGGGAGAUGCAGCUGGGUGACCUAGUAACCGCGCAGCAGGAUGGUGUGGUGGUGAUUAAAGACAUCGACACGCUAGAGCGGGAGCUGCACAGCAGGGACUCAGCUCGGCUGGCUCUCAAAGCACUUGAUGCAGCGCCGCAGGAGUGGAAAGCAAUGCUCACCCCGGAGACUAGAGAUGAGGGCGCAGAGUCUGAGGGGCAAAACUCGUCAGGCAUUCGCGGAGGAAGGGAACAUGCAGCGGCAACAAUUUUCCGUUCGGCGGUUUUCACGAAUGGGCAGCUGUCAUUCCUGAAGCAGUUGAGGGAAUCGUGGGCCACGCCAGAUGCGCCUCAAGCCAAAACAGCCGAGAACUUGAAGAGUAGAAAGAUCUUCGUUCGCGUUAACCGCUCUCUUCUAGUCAUCGUGAGCUCCUACUCAGUUUCAGAUCGUGUCAACACUCACUUUCAGCAUGUGUUACACUCCAAUUCAUGUUACCGGGUUUCUCGAUGCUGGCGGGUCUCGCGAGUGACGCUCACGCCCAGAGUCAGCAAGGUGAGAAGACACAAUGCGACAGAGGCGCUCCUCUCGAUUCUUGGUGUUCGGGUCGAGGAAGUGGAAGAGAGGACGAAGGGACGAAAACAAAGCGGCGGCUGGUGCCCUCAGCAUGCUCGUUCAAAUGCCACAGAAUACAGCCUUCGCUACACUCUCGUGCUUACCGGACCAGCCACCGCACCCAAACGAAUCGCCUUAUAUCAGAGACAGCAGCAGCAGCCGGUCAUCACGGUCCCCCUUCCCCCCCUCGCCUGCGCACAGCCCGCGCCUUCCGUGUGGCACUGCUCGGGCGCUCCUGCCUCGCCUCCCCUCCCCACUGCUCCCCUUGCCGCCCUCCUUGCUGCUGCGUCUGCUGGCACUGCCGGUGGUAACACAGCGGCUAGCACAGCGGGUGGUGCCACUGCCGGUGGUAACACUGCGAGUGGUACCCCUGCGAGUGGUACCAGUUGCAUUGGUUUCUCUGCUGCAGUGGUGGGCGCUGGGAGCAGCAGCAUUGGCGCGCUGACUCGAGCCAAGGCGUUCUACGCUGAAACGCCCUUGCCAAGAUCAACUACCUCAUCAUCGUUACUAGCACCACUCAACCCUUCCAACUGGCACAACCAUGGCGGCUCAAGGAUCCCCAGCAGCCAAGGCGGUAGCAGCACUGCCAGCACUGCCGGCAGAGGCGAGUAG